Molecule: messenger RNA, 966 nt
Organism: Pestalotiopsis fici W106-1
Lineage: Eukaryota; Fungi; Ascomycota; Sordariomycetes; Amphisphaeriales; Sporocadaceae
Exons: 3
Coding region: 1-966 (321 amino acids)
Source: RefSeq, a predicted model, not a curated record
AUGGAGAAACAAAAGUCGGCCACAGCUGCCAAAAAGACUGCCAGUCGCCAAUCUGACAGCAAAGGGCAUAACAUUCGUCCUCCCAACCAGUAUAUUGCCGUCAAGAGACAAGAAGCUAUCGAGGCCGUCAUGUCUGCAUUCAACAUGUGGUUACACAAACAACUCUCGGUGGUAUCUUGUGCUGUUGAGGCUACUGACGGAUCCGAUCCAACCCCUAGCGGGUCCAAUACUCGCGACUCGAGUACCAGCAAGUCCAGUGGAACUUCUGGUCGCAGCCGCUCCAAGAGGCAAUUGAGUGAUGAUGGCGACGACAAAAACGGAGCCUCCGAGGGCGGAGAUGGUGACAAACACGACGGGGACAGAGGUGGAAAUAAACGUGCAAAGAAAGACGUCGGAGCCAAGUUGUUUGCCUGUCCCUUCUACCAGCAUGAUCCAACAUUGGCUUGCUGUUCAAGAGCAUGUGCGGGACCAGGCUGGCCUAGUAUACAUCGCCUCAAGCGGCAAUAUCGGCUGACCCCAACUGAUCUUAGGGAACAUCUCACUCGGGUGCACCGACUUCCCAAAUACACUUGCCCUCGCUGCUGUGACCCCAUGGACGACCAGUCAAAACUCAAUGACCACCCAAGGUCGGAUACGCCUUGUGAAAAAAGGGACGUCACUCGAAUGCAGGGCAUCAACGAUGCACAAGAUAAGAAGCUUCGUGAAUGCCGCAAGACAACCGGCACCCUGACUGAAGAGCAGAAGUGGCUGGACAUUUACAUGAUUCUAUUUCCAGAAGCUAACCCAAAGGCCUUGCCAAGUCCAUACUAUAGCAGAGGUCAUCUGGGGAACUCUGCCAAGUCAGCGGCGCAGUGGAAGAAGAUGAAGAAGCACAUUGAAGAAAAGCUACCUCUAGCUGUGAGGACACGCGUUGAGCAGCGAUUCGCCGGGGCCCAAGUAAGCAACAGCCUCUCUCCCACUCACUGA